Messenger RNA from Serinus canaria (Common canary), 862 nucleotides. It is a transcript of the gene EN2, whose product is annotated as engrailed homeobox 2. Gene Ontology annotation, cellular component: nucleus. NCBI's taxonomy places the organism in Eukaryota, Metazoa, Chordata, Aves, Passeriformes, Fringillidae. Bases 1 to 858 code for a protein of 285 amino acids. Gene Ontology annotation, molecular function: RNA polymerase II cis-regulatory region sequence-specific DNA binding; DNA-binding transcription factor activity, RNA polymerase II-specific. The record is from RefSeq and is a predicted model, not a curated record. Gene Ontology annotation, biological process: multicellular organism development; regulation of transcription by RNA polymerase II; neuron differentiation. The transcript has 2 exons.
AUGGAGGAGGGCGGCCGGAGCCCCCGGGAGGAGGCGGCCGAGCCGCAGGAGUCCGGCGGCGACGCGGAGCCCGGCGGCGGCGGGCGGCGGGGGCUGCUGCUCCCCCCCGGUGACCCUCCGCACCCCCACCCUCACCCGCACCGCAUCACCAACUUCUUCAUCGACAACAUCCUGAGGCCCGAGUUCGGGCGGAGGAAGGAGGCGGGCGGCCCCGACGGAGAGCCCCGGCGGCCCGGCGCGGAGAGCCGCCGCAGCCCCGCCGCGGCGCCGGCCCCCGGGGCUCCGCUGCCCGGCGGCGGGGCGGGCUCGCCGGGCCGGGGGGAGGGCGGCCCCGCCGGGCUGGCCCUGCACGGCGCCGCCAAGAAGGGGGGGGACCCCGCGGCGCUGGAGGCGGCCCUGAAGGCGCGGGGUCUGAGCGGCGGCGACCUGUCGGUGAGCUCGGACUCGGAUAGCUCCCAGGCCAGCUCCAACGCCGGGAACCAGCCCAUGCUGUGGCCCGCCUGGGUGUACUGCACGCGGUAUUCGGACCGGCCCUCCUCAGGUCCCCGCUCCCGCAAACCAAAGAAGAAGAACCCCAACAAGGAGGACAAGCGGCCUCGCACCGCCUUCACCGCCGAGCAGCUGCAGAGACUCAAGGCCGAGUUCCAGACGAACCGGUACCUGACAGAGCAGCGGCGGCAGAGCCUGGCCCAGGAGCUCGGGCUCAACGAGUCCCAGAUCAAAAUCUGGUUCCAGAACAAACGAGCCAAGAUCAAGAAGGCGACGGGCAGUAAGAACUCCCUGGCAGUGCACCUCAUGGCCCAGGGGCUCUACAACCACUCCACCACGGCGAAAGACGGCAAGUCGGACAGUGAAUAGCCAA